CCAUGCCCCCGUGCCUCAGUUUCCCCGCCUCUAGGACGGAGGGUGGCUUUGCUGUCUGGUCGCUGGCCCGUGAUGGGACCCCCACGGUGGGCACGGUGCCACCUCCCCCGCGCUCGCCCUCCGCCCUGUGCCAGCCUGGCGCAGGUGGGAGCGAAGCGGCGACAAAAGCAACCGAGAAGAGGAAAGAGGAAGAAGCGGCGGUGAGAAGCGGCGGCGGCGGCGGAGGAGGAGAAGGAGGAGGCGGGGACCGGUGCCGGCAGCCCCGCCGGCGCUUUGCGGGGGCUCAGGGCACCCCCGGGCACCCAUCGCAGCCCCCCAGGUGCCCACCCCGAAGUUUGAAGUUCGCCGGCAUGGCCAAAACCACCUCGCUGCGCUGCCGGGUGCUGGAGGGGAAGGACCUGCCCGCCAAGGACCUGUCUGGCUCCAGCGAUCCCUACUGCGUGAUCAAGGUGGACAACGAGGUGGUGGCCAGGACGGCAACUGUGUGGAAGAGCCUGAACCCUUUUUGGGGUGAGGAAAUCACGCUGCUUCUGCCCCGUGGAUUCCACAGCCUCACCAUCUACGUGCUGGAUGAAGACACCAUUGGGCAGGACGAUGUCAUUGGCAAGGUCUCGCUCAGCCACCAGCAGAUCUCGGCCGAGCCGCGGGGCGUUGACAGCUGGAUUAGCCUGGCACCUGUGAACCCCGACCAGGAAGUGCAGGGCGAGAUCCACCUGGAGCUGCACGUCCCUGAGCGGGGCCACCCGCGGGUGCUGCGCUGCCACCUCAUCGAGGCCAGGGACCUGGCUCCCCGGGACGCCUCGGGCACCUCGGACCCCUUUUGCCGGGUGUCGUGCUGCGGGCACACGCUGGAGACAGCCGUGGUGAAGAAAACCCGGUUCCCGCACUGGGAUGAGGUGCUGGAGUUCGAGCUGCCGGAGGGGGAGCUGGGAGAGGCUGUGCUGAGCGUGGAGCUUUGGGACUGGGACAUGGUGGGCAAGAACGACUUCCUGGGGCGGGUCGAGUUCUUCCUGGGCACCCUCUGCCCAGGUCCCACCAGGGGCUGGUUCCAUCUCCUGCCCCUCCCCAGCACCACCGAGGACCACGGGGGACAGCUGGGUGCCCUGAGGCUGGCAGUGAGGCUGCUGGAGGACACGGUCCUGCCCUCCCACCACUACCAGCCCCUCAUCCAGCUCCUCACCGAGCCCAUCCUCUGCCCGGCCCAGUCCCCUGAGGGCACAGCCCUGGCUGUCCUGGAGGAGGUGACCUCAGGGGAGAGCCGGCAGGACGUGGCCACCAAGUUGGUGAAGCUCUUCUUGGGCCAAGGUCUGGCUGUGCCCCUCCUGGACUACCUCACCACCCGCGAGCUGGCCAGGACCACUGAUCCCAACACCCUCUUCCGCUCCAACUCGCUGGCCUCCAAAUCCAUGGAGCAGUUCAUGAAGGUGGUGGGGCUGCCCUACCUGCACGAGGUCCUGAAGCCAGUGGUGAACCGCAUCUUUGAGGAGAAAAAAUAUGUGGAGCUGGACCCCGGCAAGAUGGAGCUGAGCCGGGGCAGGAGGAUCUCCUUCAAGGGGUCCCUGUCAGAGGCGCAAGUGCGGGAGAGCAGCCUGGAGCUGCUGAAGGGCUACCUGGGGGACAUCAUCAAUGCCAUCGUGGGCUCGGUGGACAAGUGUCCCCUCCCCAUGAGGGUGGCCUUCCAGCAGCUCCGCAGGCGGGUGGAGGAGCGAUUCCCCUCGGCACAGCACGAGGAGGUCCAGUACUUCUCCAUCAGUGGGUUCCUCUUCCUUCGCUUCUUCGCUCCCGCUGUCCUCACCCCGAAGCUCUUUGGGCUGCGGGAGCAGCACGCGGAGCCCUGCACCGGCCGCACACUCCUGCUGCUCGCCAAGGCUCUGCAGAGCAUCGGGAACCUGGGGCUGCAGCUGGGGCAGGGCAAGGAGCCGUGGAUGGCCCCACUGAAUGCCGUCCUCCUGCCCAGUGUCACCCGUGUCCGGGCCUUCCUGGAUGCCCUGGUCACCGUGGUGGAUAAGGUGCCAGUGCCACAGGGACAUUCCCAGCCCUUGGCCACCAUCAAGGAGGGUCCCCUGCACACCUGCCCAGAGCUGGGGGUGGCACUGCUGCCUCGCUUCGCCUUCAAGAAGAGGCACUUCAGGCUCAGCACCCAGGCCCUGGCCUAUGCCAAGGUGCCCCAGGGGCAGGUGCUGGGCUCCAUCCCAGUGGAGCAGAUCCGGGCAGUGGAGCAGGUGGACAGGGGCACCUUCCAGCACCCCCACGUCCUGCAGGUGGUGGCACAGGAUGGCACCGGGCAGCUCCACACCAUCUACCUCCAGUGCAAGCCCCGGUGCCCAUCCCUUCCUCCUCCCUCCUCCUCCUCCCCCCCAGCACUGGCAGUGUCCUCGGGGGUGUCCCCGUCCCUGCUGUCCCCGCAGAGCGCCCCGGAGCUGUGGCAGUGGCUGUGGGCGCUGCGCCAGGCCACCAGCGCCAAUCGCGACAUGCUGCCCACGUGCCACCCCGGCACCUUCCGCGCCGGCCGCUGGACCUGCUGCCUGCAGCCCACCCGUGCCGGUAGGACUGGGGGUGCCCUGGGCUCGGGGUGCCCGCGAGGGGGGUGUCGGUGGCGCCGUGUCCCCACUGCUGUGGUUGGCAGUGCCCGGCUGCAGCCGUACCCACGGCGCCGUGGUGCUGGGGGAGUGGAGCGACCUUGGGGACCCCGCGGUGGCAGCACAGAGCCUCUACGGGCACCUGCGGGCAGCGCUGGCCGGGGGUCCCGUGGGCAGCGCGGUGGCCGGGCCCCCCUGCCCGGGCCAGGCAGGGGGACCCGCUGGGGACAGGCUGCAGGAGGUGCUGCGAGACCUGGACAUCGCCCACGACGCCUUCACCCACCGCGACGAGACCCCAGAGCCACCCCCAAGUCCCCUCCCUGUCCCCAGACCCCCGGCACGCCCCAGCGUCCCCCCUUCAGCCCACGCGGGGAGGGGCAGGGAGGCCAGCGAGGCCACAGAGGGGACGCGGGGCCAGCAGCCCGGCACGGGGUGUAUUCUGUAACACAGAGAUGUACAUGGCACCGGCUGUGCGCGGCUCCCGGGGGCAGCGGCGGGUGACACGGGUGACACGGGUGGCACGGGUGGCACAGACGCGCAAAGAGGCCACGGGUGGAAAAAGACCACGACGCUAUCGCCACGAGAGCGGGGCGAGCCGGGACGGGACGGGCAGACAGACAGACACACACGGGGA
Molecule: messenger RNA, 3213 nt
Organism: Haemorhous mexicanus (house finch)
Lineage: Eukaryota; Metazoa; Chordata; Aves; Passeriformes; Fringillidae
Gene: RASAL1
Product: RAS protein activator like 1
Exons: 20
Coding region: 3-3080 (1025 amino acids)
Biological process (GO): regulation of GTPase activity; cellular response to calcium ion; intracellular signal transduction
Molecular function (GO): GTPase activator activity
Source: RefSeq, a predicted model, not a curated record